AUGGUUUCUUCAAUUACAGCUUUAACUUCUCUAAUUUCAUUCAUAGCUGCAACCAUGGUUGCCUGCGAUGGAAAAUGUGGUGAGGGUGAUCUCAAGACACUAGGAAUGGUAAAAGUUGAUGGAGAUGAGGCUCAACUUAAGGCUUUGUUCAAAACCACUGCUAUUAUGAGUCAUGUAGGUCAACACUUUGGCAAGAAAGCCGGAGAUCAAAGUGUCGAUCUCUAUUCCAAGUAUCUUGGUCAGUUGCUUGGUCAAUUUGGUGUCCAAGGUGUUGAUGCAGGAUGUGUCAGUUGCUUUGCGGAAAGUGUCAAGUGCAGUGUUAAGAAUUGUAAGGUUGCCUGCAUGAAUGAUAGUUGCGCUGCUGGAUGUGUAAAGUGUUUUGAGAAGAAUUGUAAGCCAGCUCUAUCCGAUUGUGUUGGUGGAGUUGAUCUUGAUACUCACUGCCGUGAUAAGACUAAUUUCAAAAAGUUUAAACUCAGCCAGACUCCAAAGGGUCCCGAGUAA
This is a messenger RNA of Theileria equi strain WA, 504 nucleotides long. RefSeq names its product signal peptide-containing protein. Bases 1 to 504 code for a protein of 167 amino acids. The record is from RefSeq and is a predicted model, not a curated record. NCBI's taxonomy places the organism in Eukaryota, Apicomplexa, Aconoidasida, Piroplasmida, Theileriidae. The transcript has a single exon.